Molecule: messenger RNA, 2397 nt
Organism: Cantharellus anzutake
Lineage: Eukaryota; Fungi; Basidiomycota; Agaricomycetes; Cantharellales; Hydnaceae
Exons: 5
Coding region: 205-2397 (730 amino acids)
Source: RefSeq, a predicted model, not a curated record
CUGGGCCGUCUCCCGCUACGACCUCAGUCAACCCUGAUUAGUGAUUGGUUAAACUCUAUUUAUUUACAUAUCAUGUGAUUUGGGUGUGUGCAGGGCCCAUAAGAGUCUAAAUCGGGAAAUUUCCCAUUUCCAGGUGCCGCAAAUAACCGGCCUACACUGUAGUAAACCUGAGAUCCUGCUUCUGACUCGCCCACUAUAACUGCCAUGGCAUCUCCAGACGCUCCUUCGGGUGGACAUAUUCAGCCUAAUCCGUCCUCCCCCCCAAGGAAACCAGCCAAGUACUAUGCUGAGCAUAAACGCGAUGAACUUCAAGCUUAUGGAUUCGACGAACAAGUUCAUAAACUGAAACCUUUCCAGACUUUUAAGGAUGUCACCAACUUCUUAGGCGUUCCAGGAAUUCGAUCCCAGGGGGCCAGCGGAAAAUUCACCCUUAAAACUUUCAUUAUGGCGGCCAACACAAUGGCUCAAUCCAUACACCGUGAGCAUUUUGCGGACAUGCCCCUCUUGGUGUUCAAGUCUACAGAAAACAAAAUCCACCGUGGGCAUGUCACUGACACUGGUUGCAAGCCGGAUUAUACUGCCGCUUUCGAAAAGGAUUGGUUUCCCGAUGGUACCACACUCUGGCCAAACAUUCAAUUUGCUGGUGAGAAAGCAUCCGGAGGGAAGUCUAGGGACUCCCAAGAGAAGCAGGCCGUUUCAUACCUACACUACCUCCUCCUUGCGAGGCCUGACCUCUUUGUCGCACAAGGAGUACUUGCCUCCAAAAAGAAUGUCUUGUUUCUCUUUGGAAUCGGAGGUUAUGGCAUACGCAGUUUCGAACUCGGGUGGGACGACAAACUUCUUCCCCAUCUGAUGUACGACAUUAUCUAUCGACUUUACAAACCAGAUCAUUUUGCGGAUGCAAGGUAUACGAAGUGCCCCGCAGUGGACAAUUUUGUUCCAUAUACUGUGUGCCUCCCUGGGGAUAAGCCAGGGGAGACAAUAACGUGCCCCAACUUCACUCCCAUCUAUGCCAGCAAUCCCUUUCAGACCCGCACGCAUGUCCUCUCAAGCCCAGACUCUGAAGUCUUGGUUCAGGGCAAACUCUUAACGGUGCUUAAAGACCAAUUAUGCCGAGUCGGGACCAGAUCCGAUGAACACACGAUCCUCUCCAUCAUAGGGAAAAUGCCCGGCGUGGUCGAAAUGGUGUACCAUCAUGUGUUUGACCUUCCUCUGCCCCUUGGUGACACCCGAAGAAAGUAUUUCACAGGAUUGCGGCAAUUUGGGAAACCUUUCACGAGCAUCCCUACUCUGCGGCAGAUGUUGGAGACCGCAUAUGAUGUCCUGGAAGUGUUGCGGAAUUUGCGUUUCGAAUGCCAAAUCCUACAUCGCGACAUUAGCAAAGGGAAUGUUCUUUAUAUUGAUGAUAAGCCACCCCCGACGACAAUUGCCUGUAGUACUCCACAUGCCAACUUUAUUGGAGCAAGCGAGGUGGCUAUGGCCACUGCCACGGGCUCAUCCCUUUGCUUCAUUAAGUAUCUCCUCAAUGAGAGCUGUGAUCCCUGCGAAACAUCGGCACUGCUCAUUGAUUUCAACCAUGGUGAACAUCUUACACGCAAACAGAGUCAGCACAAGCGAACUGAACGAACGGGCACCCCUAUCUUCAUGGCCCGUGCCCUUCAACUGAGGAAACCAGUUCCACUUCGCAUUCCCUCAAUUCUCGCUGCGGUACCUGAUAGUCCUAAACCCUAUACUUUGGCCCACCCGGACCGUGUUGCGAAAUUCCCGUCCACACCGUUGAGAUUGCUCACUGACCACCCGGGUGGUCGUAACAACCGCGAAUGGAGGCAUGAACUCGAUCACGAUGCGGAGUCUGUCUGGUGGUUACUCCUUUACUGGACGGUGACCGCACAACCCAAAGGGGAGCCAGAUGAAUUUAUUGCUCACUCCACCUGGUCGAUUUUAACAGGAGAUCGUCGGGGUAGACUGAUUCGUGACCUGGCAAGUACACCCGGAGAGCCGGACGAGGGCACUGGGACCGAAAUCCACACCCUCUACUACAAACCACUGUUGCCUUUGCUUGGUAGGCUUGCCGAGAUUCUCGUCAUUGACAGAUAUUGGCUGGAGGACUCUGAAACACGAAAUGCACCACAAUAUGUUAGCGAGGCAUUUCAACGUUUGAUCCUCCAAUUUAUCCUUGACAACCGUGAGGCGGAUUUCAUGGUGCGCGAGGUUAAGGAGCGCCCCCGUCGAGUUGAAAAGGGCUCGCAAGAGCCAAGCCAUUCUGCCACAGCCAGCCAGAGGAGGAAUGCUGAGGUCAGUAGCAAGAUCAGUAGUAGACGCUCAUCCUCCCUUUCCUCAAUCCAGGAGGAGCACAUCACGCAGCCUGCCAAGGAGGUAACGGAGGUAUGCUAUUGA